Molecule: messenger RNA, 4224 nt
Organism: Schistosoma margrebowiei
Lineage: Eukaryota; Metazoa; Platyhelminthes; Trematoda; Strigeidida; Schistosomatidae
Source: the annotation of a GenBank genome assembly
AACGAUUUUUUGAGAAAAUUUAAAAAUGAACAAAAAUUGUCAAAACAAUUUUUUUAUUUAGUAAGCUAUUCAGGGUAAAGAUUGUGAAUACCAUCUCUAUAAAUAAAGCAUGGACUAUUCGCGCCUCCCCGAUAAGGCUGUUAAACUUUCUGAACUACUGGACCUAGCUCUUGGAACACCUGAUCCAGGGUCGGUUAACUUCGGAAUACUGUAUAUCAUUUUAUCACAUAUAAUAAAGCACCUCAAACUCAGCGAUGUGGAGCCAGAUGUAGAGAAACCUUCAAAUGAACCACGGUCACAGAAUGAUGUAAAAAUAUCAACUUCUGAAUUGGCCCCAAAUAUAUUCCAUAAUAUUCAAAAAAGAUUAACAACUAUUGAAUCUCAAUUAGCCUUAUUCAAUUCUUUACCAAAUAAUCAAGAUAUUAUUGGUUUCAUUGAUAAUGAUAUACAUAAUAAUAAUAAUUCAUUAGAUAAUUCAAAUGAUAAUUAUAGAAAAGUUACUAAUUUAUGGCAAACUGUACAAACUAAUAAACGUUUAGAUGCUACAGAAGAAGGUCUUCAUCGAUUAAGCUCCUUGACAGAUGAUCUACUUGAACAAAUCAAGAAGUUUUCAGAACAAAAUAGAGCAUUGAAAUCUGCACUUGAUGAAGCACUAUUAAACUCUGCAUUAAAGGAUCAAUUGGCUGAAUUAACACGAAAAUUAGGUGAAAUUGAAAAACGUCAGAAUCAAGAAGCAGCUCUUUUACAAAAUGUUGUUCAUAUGGAUGCAUUACGUGGUUUAGUAUUUUGGCAUACAUUAGGCAAAUCAAUUACUGGAGUAGAUUAUUUAACUGCUUAUUCACAAGUCAAUACUACUACUACUACUAAUAAUAAUAAUGGUAAUAGUAAUAGUAAAUCACAUCAUGUCGAUAUUAUUGAUAAUAAUCUAAUGAAAGAGGAAUCAAAUCGUUUAACAAAGUGUUUACCAGAAGAAUUUCUUGAAUGUCCAGAUCCGGAUCUAUCGUCUACACUUCGAAAACUUGGAAAUGUAGCCUCUGGAUUUGAUUCAGUAGUUAAUCGAAUUGAACAACUUGAAGGAAUUAUAAAACAAAAAGCAGAUCGUAGUGAACUAGAAGGUUUGGGUGUACCAACAGAAUUAUAUGAAAAACUAUAUAGUUUAGAAGCUAUUGUUAAAGAGUUAGCCAAAGAAAGAGAAAAGAUUUAUGUGGAUUGUGGAACAUCGCCUCAUAUGCCUUAUCCGUCUGAUGAUAAGAAAUUAUUGAAAAAAUUACAAAAUACCAUGUCAAUAUUACAAGAGCAAAUUAAUCAAUUGAAUAAUACAAUUACUAAUGUACAAUUACAAUUUAAAAAACUCCAUCAUACUGUUGAGGAUGUUAAACAGUAUGCAGAUGAUUUGGAAACGCGUAAAGCAGAUGCAAGUUAUGUUGAUACACAAUUAGACAAGAAAGCUGAUCGUGAAGAUGUAAAAAGUUUCAUUAAUCGAUUAGAAUUUGAUAGUACAAAUCAAGCACUUGAAAAAUUAAUUGAAGAUCUAUUUGCCAAGUUAAAUCUAGCGGAAAAUGAACUCAAAUCAUUAUUAACUGAUUUACAAGAAACUAUGGAAAAUAAAUUAGAUCGGGAUGAAAUGGAACAAUUAAGAGAAUGGUUAGAGAAACGAUUUAAAUCAAUAAAUAAACGUUUAAAUUCAUUUACAAAUGAUACAUCACCAACUAGACAAAUAACCGAUGAUGCUGCUGGUUUAAAACGUAGUCUUAUGCAACAUUAUCAUUGUAUAUCAUGUGAUCGUCCAUUAGAGGUUGCUUUAAGUCAAGAAUAUUUAGGCAGUUACCCAGCUGAUAGUCGAGGAUUUCCAAUGAAUAAAUCCAUACGACCAUAUACUACAUUCGAUUUAGAAAGUUUACGUCAUCAAAUACAAACACGAUCUAAUAAAGCAUUUUAUGUAGAUCCACCAUAUAGACGAUAUAAUUGUAAUUAUUAUGAUGUUUAUGGUGGUACACCACGUCAAUGUGGUGGAACGCAUACAACUGCACCAUCGUCCAAAAGGAAAUCACGUGCAACAACGUGUAAAAGCUCUCUUCAUGAUGGUGAUGUCACAACAAAGUCUUCCAUUCCAUAUACUCACAGAGAAACUCUUAAUUUACAAGGUAUGGAUGGUCAUAUCUAUCGUGGUUCGCCAAUACAAGAAAGUCAACAUUUAGUAAAUAAUAAUGAUUUGUUAGCAGGGAAAGAUGAAGAGAAUUUAGAUAAAGAUUCUGAUCGAAAUGAAAAACUACCACCAGUUUCAAAGUCAAGUCGUUAUGUCAAUACAGUAACAGCUCGACCUCAAGUUACUUAUAAAUAUAUCAGUUCAGAGAGACGUGAAAAAAGUCAAUCACCUCAACAUAUAAAACGUAUUAAUUCAGAUGAAUUUCAAUUUAAACAAUUUAAUUCAAAUGGAAUAGAACAAUUACCUCAAUUAAUAAUUGGUUCAACACAAUUACCUAAUCAACGUCAUCGUAAAAUUUCAUUAAAUCAAUCAAAUUCUAAAUUAAUUAAUGAACAUAUAUCCGUUAAAUCAAAUGGUUAUGCUGUUAUUGUUGUACCAAAUACUGGAACAAUAGAACAAGAAACUCCAGAGCUGAAAACAGAAAAUGGUUGGAUUGCUGAAAGGUUGAACAAUGAAUUAAAUGAAGAUUCAUCUCCAACUGGUAAAGAGAAGCAUAGUUCAACUUAUCCAAGUCCAGCUACAAAUGAUAAUGAUGAAGGAGAAGAGGAAAUAGAACUAGUUACAAUAGAACAAACUUCACCAGAUGUGAAUAUUACAGUAGAUGAUAUCUCCAACUAGAUACUAUAAAAUCAAUAGUUACCAAGUGUAGUUACCCUAUUUCUCUAUUUGAUAUUAUUUACAUUUAUAGAGACAUAUUUGAAAAUCGGAUCAAAAUGUUAAUCAUUUCAAAAUAGUUCUUCAAAUGAACCUCCUUUUUUUUAAAAAAAAAUUUGAUUAAUCUAUUUUUUAACUUACAUAUAUAUAAAUAUACAAUUCAACGUUCAAUGGUAUGAAGGAUCAGAAUUAAUUAUUGAACAUUGAAUAUUUCAAAUAUUAAAAACUAGAAAAAUGACAAACAUAGACAUUUUUCAAACAAACAAACAAAAAUCAAUUAUUGAUCAUUAAAUAAACAAUUUGCAUAGAAACAAGAAAAAAAUUUUUUUUGUAAAUUUCGAAUUUUUCUUCAUGUUGAUUAUAAAAAAAACGAAAGAAGAAAAAGAAACCGGAAUUCAAUUCAGUAAAACAAAUAAUCAUAUGAACUAAUAUUUAUUCAUAUUAGGUAAAUGAUAGUAAGCAACAAUAUUUUUCUUUUUCUUUUCUUUGGCUUCCAUUCAGUUAGUUAGUCAGUCAGCAACAACAACAACAACAACGUAGAACUUUGUACGUGUGUACAUUACAAUUUCAGUUGUCAUGCCAUAUUAGCUUCCAUUAGUCUUUUCUAGAAGAAGAAGAAGAAAAUUUCGAUAUGAAUAUAACAAAGUGUUUGUUUGUUUAUUGUUGGUAAUAUUUCGUUUAUUGAAUUUGUUCAAUGUUCCUAAAAAAUGGAAAAAAAACUUUUUUUUCCUAGUUAUUCAAUGUUAUAAUGAAGAAACAAGAAAUAUUAAAUUAUAUGCAUGAUUAUUAUUAUUAUUGAUUUUCUCUAUGUAACAUAUAUAUAAGUGGAUUUUUGCAAUAAGCCCCCAAAUGCCCUGAUACGGCCGAGGGUAGUGAGAGUUAGCUUUCCCUCUCGAAAUAUCCUUACAUGGCCAUGUGUAUACUGUCAAUGUCAGGGAAGUCCUCACCACUACCUUCUCGUGACAUUACUGUCGUUUACGAAAGUGAGGAGAUGGAAAGCGAAUAUCUGGCACUUUAACCGGGUUGGUGAAUACAGAGGAUCCACCGCACCUAUGGGAAAUGUAAAACCCUGAUUCCAAACUAAUGGCGCACAUGGACUCCAGGAUCCUGAAAGAACAAAUGGUGUAUGAACCAAUUAUUGGUCACCGACUACCAUGGGACUGCAUCUCCUUACAUUGCUUCAUUACCUUGAGGAUUAGACCUUCAGGUCAAAGGCCUGGAUUUUGGCCCGUUAAGAAAAUCGCCUGUUUCGUUCUGGGCACCCGGCCAGUAUCAUAAUUCACAUACAAAUUAAGUGACUUGUGUGGCGUAUUUGUACUCAGUUCCUCUUUGCACCAAUAUUUAUGUGUUCAAAUAAAUAAAUA